GGAAGAAAUCAAGUUCAGAUUGAAACGUUAUAUAUUGCCUGAAAAGAUAACGCCGUAUGCUAUGUACAAGGAUCUCACAAAAGAGAGGUCGGCUACCUUACUUCCUAGGACUUCACGAAGUCGUAACACUUACAUUCGGAUAUGCUAUGUCUCAUUUUACACAACCAGCUGGGCAAGCUCAUGUGUUAUUAAAGAAGAUGGGCCCCCAGAUAUGCCUAUGCUGUCCAGAAACCUGAAGUUUUGCAUAAAUAAACCUUACAGCCUAAUCUGACCUGCAAUUUCUGGAAUCACCUGUUGGAGGUCACCUGCUGGUGUCAACCAGCCCUCAGAUGGUCAAAUGUAGGUAUGCAGCAGGAAGCAAAAGAUGAAGUGAAGAAGAAACAGAGUAAAUAAAACGAAAAAGGCCUGUGAACAAAAGUCAAGCAUAAGCUACAUGCACUUCAAAGCAAUUAAUCAGGCACUACAUGAGUGCUUCUAGCAUCAGCAAAAGGCA
This is a messenger RNA of Acanthoscelides obtectus, 493 nucleotides long. The record is from the annotation of a GenBank genome assembly. Lineage: Eukaryota; Metazoa; Arthropoda; Insecta; Coleoptera; Chrysomelidae.